AUGCUUCAUGCUGAAAGUAGAGUAAGGCUCUUGGAGUGUCAGGAUGAAAUCACAAUUGAACCAUGUUCUAAAAAAAUGAAGUCAAUAGAAGAGGCUUACAAGCAGCUCUGUGACGAUGAUAACCAAGGUAUUCAGGAGGAAGUAGACACUGAGAGAACAUCAAAUGAUUUGAUACCAGCGUAUGCCUCAUAUAACCAAGGGCAACAUGAAACGCAGAAGCAAGAGAAAAUACCUACUGAUGUCUUGGGAACACUGAAGGAAGUGCUCCCUGAAAAUAAUCUGGUGCUUAGUCAGUCAGUUGAUUCACAAACUGUGCAGAAUGUGUAUCUUCCAUGUGCAUUGAUAAAUGACACUAAAGUUGAAGAAAAGAAAGGCCCUUUCAUUACAAAUAAUGCUGGUGAAGAUAAUACUGAAAAUAGCAGUACAUCAUUCUCAGUAAAUAGAAAUGCCUCAAAUGAAGAGUUUUUUACAAGCAAAGAAUUUAUCGGACCGAUUUACAAGCCUGCCGAAAGUAACAAAGAGGACAAAUCUGGCAGUUGCAAUGAAUGUAGAGUCAGCGAGGGAGAUCAGAAUGAAUUGCAUGAAAACAGAGCUAAAAGAAAGGAGGCAAAGAAGAUGCAGACUAUUUCUUCUGCUGUACCAGAAAUAGAUGAUGAACUGGACCAGUUCUAUAAAGAAAUUCAUCAGCUGGAAAAUGAAAAUUUAGAUGUUAAUUUUCAGGAAAAAGAAACUGAAACUUCUCAGGAACAAUACUCUCCAUAUAACUGCAGUCAGACCUCACAAGAGGAUUAUCAACGUGUAUUGUUGGGCAGCUCACAACCAUUUCAUGAGAAUGGACAAUGUUUCUUUGGGGAACAGAACAGUCAGAAAACAAGCAAUGAGCAGCAGUUUGUCAUGGAAACAAGUGGCUGGAAAACUGAAAAUACCUUUAAUGGACAAGUAGCUUCUAAGUAUUGGAACUACUCAGUGCCUGAAUUCAGACCUGCUUGGCAGUCAACAGAGUCUUUCGUAGUACCUCAGGGACCUCUUCCUCCUAGAUUCAACCAUCAAUCACAUUUUCAGAUACUUAAUUCCCCACCACAAAAACCAAAUGCUCUCCCUUCUCAGAAUGGUGAACUUUCUUACAAAAAUUAUCAUGGUUACCAUGGAAAUACUGAUAUCAACAGUCAUAGUCCAUUGCUUGAUCACAGUACUAAUUAUGCUGGUCAUAUUGAUGUCCAUACUACUCAGGUCUUCAGAAAUGGAAAUAAUGACCAGAAUGGACUCCAAAAUAAUGGUUUCUGUGAAACCAGAGAAGAGUGUUGGAAGGAUCCAAAAGCUGACAAUACAGCAGGAACGCACAGCUUUUCUUCCAUGCAGUUACCUGAAGAAGGAUUCGGUUGUUCACAGAAAUUGCUUGUCAUCUUAAGAGGCCUACCUGGUUCAGGGAAAUCAACACUUUCUCG
Cariama cristata (Red-legged seriema) is the source of this 1445-nucleotide messenger RNA. RefSeq names its product NEDD4-binding protein 2-like 2. NCBI's taxonomy places the organism in Eukaryota, Metazoa, Chordata, Aves, Cariamiformes, Cariamidae. The record is from RefSeq and is a predicted model, not a curated record. Gene Ontology annotation, molecular function: transcription corepressor activity. Gene Ontology annotation, biological process: negative regulation of transcription by RNA polymerase II. The annotation marks the transcript as partial. Gene Ontology annotation, cellular component: nucleus. The transcript has a single exon.